UUCGCACUGUAAUAAUCAGUUUUCAGGUUUUGGGAGAAGCACUAACUAAAAGGAUGCUUCUCCCAACAUUUCCGCCUUAUCUAGAUUUUAUUAUUUGACUAGAGCAGCUUUUUCCGCAUGUUUUGUUGUGUCCUCUUAUAACUUAAAACAAACCUAUACAGCCCUUGGCUUUUCCUCACACCGGCCAGCAAAAUGAAGUGCAGAAAUCCUCCUUUCCACUUCACAAUCAUGCACUAUUUUUGUUGCCCAAUCACAUAAAAUCCCAAUAAAACACAGUAAAUUUAAGGUUUCUGGAUGGUGUUCUGUAAAAUAUAAAAAAGUCCUAGGUGUAUGAUUUUCUUUGCAAAACAUACUAUCAACAGUCAGCUGAUUAAUCGAUACACUAGACUUUACUUUACAUCUGUGCACUUUUUGUUUUUUUGCUAUUUCUCUUCAUGCCCAGAAUAUCCUGCUUGAGUGAAAUCGAAGGAUUUAAUCCAGUUUUGGUUAUCGAUGAUGGGACAGACUAAUGCAUCUCCUGUUGCACUGCAGCGAGGCAGAAAUGGCACUUCAGGACUUUGGAAAUUCAAUAAGCAGAACCCUGCCAGGGCUUAUUCUUUUUUGAAUUAUUCAUGCAAUUAGCCUGUUGACGGUUUCACUCAGACUUUCCUACAGACAUAAUCCUAUAACAAACAACAGGAGAAUCUGAUCCCAUGAUUAUAAAUAGGUUCUAUUUUAAAGAUGUGAACAGUUUGAGGAACGGUGUCCUGCAGGAAGUUGCAGUGGUAUUAAAGUAAAAAGAAAGUGACAUGAAGUGAUCUCUGAUGGAUGUUUUCUGACUGCUGCAUGUCAUUUGAUCCCAUCUGUGCCCAACCACAGAACCUUAAGGCGAUGCGAGGCUUCUGGCCCUUUAAAAGCUGAGCCCCUCAGCUCUGCAGGAGCUCCAUAUGGCUUCCCCGCUUCGUUUGUGAGCAGCCGGGGCCAUCAUGUUGGAGGGAGGAGCUCGCCUCAAACGCACCAGAUAAAGCCCGUAUAGCGUCUCAGAGUGGAGGCGCACACUUCACUAUAUCUCACCGGCAGCUUCAGGCUCAGCCGACCCGAAAGAGGAGCGCGGGGAGGCGGGUAACGCUGAAACGACUGCCCUCGCCAGUGCCCGCUCGCCGUUGUUCCAGCAGCUGAGUGAACUGUAGCUUCCAGACCUGGUUGCUGCUGUUGCCUGCGUCUUCGCAGAAACGCACGGGCUCCCGUGUUUUUUGGAAAUAAAAUCCACGAAGCCGAAGCGCAUGCGGGGGUGAAUGAGCGGAGAUCACGACGCUUCGAGAUGACAAAGCCAGGCGGGCGGGGAGGAGAGGACGAAGAAGACGGAGCGGGUGGGAUACCCCUCUUCCUCCUCUGUCACUUUUCUGGAUUUUCUCUGUCUACAUGUGCGCUCAGUGUCCACAUGAGCAGCUGAUAAAAAGCAGACUAACCCGCAGUGUUUGUUCGCCUUUGUGCAUCACUCAGCAUAUCCAUUAUUACGCGCGGGGGGUCCCCGUGGGCGUUGGGAAACGCGCGCGCGCACAUGAAAGACAAUUACAGAGAGAAAGGAAACGUCACCGAAUCGACCCGAACCGCUUCAGCAGACCUCAGCAUACAGUAGCCAUCCUCUGGUUGUAAUUGGUCGCUGUUGAUCUGUAAAAACCACGUCUCCACGUCUAUAUGACCCUCUGGCUCGUCCGCCGGGUACCGCAAGGCGGAUGACGAGAUGUCCGGGACCACUUCCCAGGCGGAUCCCGUAGACGCCACUGCGCGUACUGUGAUCCUCAAUCGGACCCAAAGCACCAAGUUCUGCGACAACCACGUGAGUACCACCAAAUAUGGGAUUCUCACAUUUCUGCCCCGGUUCCUCUAUGAGCAGAUCAGACGGGCAGCCAAUGCCUUCUUCCUGUUCAUCGCACUUAUGCAGCAAAUCCCCGAUGUAUCACCGACCGGUCGCUACACCACUCUGGUGCCGCUCAUCUUCAUUCUCACUGUGGCGGGAAUUAAAGAAAUCAUAGAGGAUUAUAAAAGACACAAAGCCGAUAACACGGUGAACAAGAAGAAGACGACAGUGCUGCGGAACGGAGCUUGGCAGACGAUCAUCUGGAAGCAGGUGGCAGUAGGGGACAUAGUGAAGGUGACCAAUGGCCAGCAUCUUCCAGCUGACAUGGUUAUAGUGUCCUCCAGCGAGCCACAAGCCAUGUGCUACAUCGAGACCUCAAACCUGGACGGAGAAACCAACCUGAAGAUCAGACAGGGUCUUCCCCUGACAGCCGGUUUUCAGACCCUGGAUGACUUGAUGGCGUUGUCAGGUCAUUUGGAGUGCGAAGGCCCCAACAGACACCUGUAUGACUUCACUGGCACGCUGCGCCUGGUGAACCAGAAUCCAGCUCCUCUGGGUCCAGACCAGGUGCUGCUGCGUGGAGCCCAGCUCAGGAACACUCAGUGGGUCGUGGGAAUCGUCGUCUACACUGGCCAUGACUCUAAACUAAUGCAGAACUCCACCAAGGUGCCGCUGAAGCGCUCGAACGUGGAGCGGGUGACCAACAUGCAGAUCCUGGUCCUGUUCGGCAUCCUGCUGGUCAUGGCGCUGGUGAGCUCGGUGGGCGCCGCCAUCUGGAAUAGGGAACACACAGACGAGGCCUGCUGGUAUCUGUCGCGGGCUGGUGACAUCUCUCUUAACUUUGCAUACAAUCUGUUGACGUUCAUCAUCCUCUACAACAACCUGAUCCCCAUCAGCCUGCUAGUUACCCUGGAGGUGGUGAAGUUCAUACAAGCCCUCUUCAUCAACUGGGACGUUGAGAUGUACUACUCGGAGACAGACACGCCGGCCAUGGCGCGAACGUCCAAUCUCAAUGAAGAACUGGGCCAGGUGAAAUACCUCUUUUCUGACAAGACCGGAACGCUCACUUGUAACAUCAUGCACUUUAAGAAGUGUACCAUUGCAGGAAUCACAUAUGGCCACUUCCCUGAUCUUGACUGUGAUCGUUCAAUGGAGGACUUCAGCAACCUGCCGUCCAACAGCCAUAACUCCACAGAGUUUGAUGACCCGAGUCUCAUUCAAAACAUUGAAAAGGAUCAUCCAACAUCACCUCAGAUUUGCGAGUUCCUGACCAUGAUGGCAGUGUGCCACACUGUUGUACCGGAGAGGGAGGAUGACCAGAUAAUUUACCAGGCCUCAUCGCCGGACGAAGGAGCGCUGGUCAAAGCUGCCAAAGGACUCGGCUUCGUCUUCACAGCCAGGACCCCUCAUUCGGUCAUCAUUGAUGCUAGAGGAACGGAAAUGACCUAUGAACUUCUGAACGUACUGGAGUUCUCCAGUAAUCGCAAGCGUAUGUCCGUGGUGGUCAGGACGCCCACUGGGAAGCUGCGGCUUUACUGCAAAGGAGCUGAUAAUGUCAUCUUUGAACGACUAACGGAAGCAUCUCAGUAUAAAGAUCUAACCGUCGCUCACCUGGAGCAGUUUGCUACUGAAGGCCUGAGGACGCUCUGUUUUGCCUAUGUGGACCUGGAGGAAGGCGCCUAUCAGGAGUGGUUGAAAGAAUACAAUCGUGUCAGCACUGAACUUAAAGACCGCGCUCAGAAACUAGAGGAGUGUUACGAACUACUGGAAAAGAACUUAAUGCUACUUGGAGCCACAGCCAUAGAGGAUCGCCUCCAGGCCGGCGUCCCAGACACCAUCGCCACAUUGAUGAGGGCCGGGAUCAAGAUCUGGGUGCUCACAGGAGACAAGCAAGAGACAGCCAUUAAUAUAGGUUACUCCUGUCGCCUGGUGACACAUGGCAUGUCCCUCAUCAUUGUCAACGAGGACUCUCUUGAUGCCACUCGUGCCACCCUCACCACCCACUGUUCCUCCCUGGGCGACUCUCUGAGAAAAGAAAAUGAACUUGCACUGAUCAUCGAUGGCCAAACUCUCAAAUACGCUCUGUCCUUCGAUCUCCGCCAGGCCUUCCUCGACUUGGCGCUGUCCUGCAAAGCUGUAAUCUGUUGCCGAGUGUCGCCGCUGCAGAAGUCUGAGAUUGUGGACAUGGUGAAAAAGCACGUGAAAGCCAUCACUCUGGCGAUAGGUGACGGAGCGAACGAUGUGGGCAUGAUUCAGACGGCUCAUGUUGGGGUGGGAAUCAGCGGCAACGAGGGCAUGCAGGCCACCAACUCCUCAGACUACUCUAUCGCACAGUUCUCCUAUCUGGAGAAACUCCUUUUGGUCCACGGGGCAUGGAGCUACAACCGCGUCACCAAGUGCAUCCUCUACUGUUUCUAUAAGAAUGUGGUCCUCUACAUUAUCGAGCUCUGGUUUGCGUUUGUGAACGGCUUCUCCGGUCAGAUCCUUUUCGAGCGCUGGUGCAUAGGCCUCUACAACGUGAUAUUCACCGCGCUGCCCCCUUUCACUUUGGGUAUCUUUGAUCGACCGUGCAGCCAGCAGAACAUGCUCCGCUUCCCACAGCUCUACAGGAUAACCCAGAAUGCCGAGGGCUUCAACACCAAGGUAUUUUGGGGACACUGUAUCAAUGCACUGAUUCACUCAAUUAUCCUAUUUUGGUUUCCACUCAAAAUGUUGGAGCACGAUUCCCCGUUUAGUAACGGCCAGGGAAACGACUACCUGUUUGCAGGAAACAUGGUCUACACGUAUGUGGUCGUUACAGUUUGUCUAAAAGCUGGAAUGGAGACCACCGCUUGGACCAGGUUUUCCCACCUGGCCGUUUGGGGAAGCAUGGCGCUCUGGAUGGUCUUCUUUACCGUGUACUCCGUGUUCUGGCCCGCCAUCCCGAUCGCCCCCGACAUGCUGGGCCAGGCUGGUAAAGUGAUGCAGUGCUGGUACUUCUGGCUGGGUCUGGUCCUGGUGCCCACCGCGUGUUUACUCAAAGAUUUUGCUUGGGCUGCGACACGUCGCACUUUGAGGAAGACUCUGCUGGAGGAGGUGCAGGAGCUGGAGGCGCGGGCCGUUGACCCGGGAGCUGCGGUGCUCAGGGACGCCAGCGGCCGCAGUCUAAACGAACGAGCCCAUCUGCUGACAAGAGUAUUUAGGAAAACGCCUUCAAGUGUCGGACGCUCCAACUCAGUGCAGCAGACGGUGUCACAUGGCUAUGCUUUCUCUCAGGAAGAGCACGGCGUGGUGUCCCAGUCCCAGGUAGUUCGGUCCUACGACACCACCCGCCAGCGCCCCAGCCUCUAGCCGCCUCCGCCAGCCCCGAAUGAGGCGUUGGCUCAACGUAGCAAUCGUCAUGACGACAGCCAGAUGAACUUCAGAGCCACACUCUGACCGGCCUGUGCCGUGGCCUUACCGAGACAGUGACGUGACCUCCCUGUCACUUAGGGAUGGGAGGGUCAUGGCCGGGUGGGGAGGGGCCGUGUCUGGUGUUUGGAGGACAGGACCAAGCUAAUUACUGAACAAACUCCUAAAAAAGCUGCACAGGCAUGAGCAAACCAUAUCCCAGACAUGCCAAGUCGAACUCAGAGACUUGUACCUGUAUACACCUCAGAUCGCUUCACGCCGCUGUGCGUCGACGUGCGUGUACGUGUGUGUGUGUGUGUGCCUGUUUCAGUUCGUUUGCGUCUGCCUGUGCAUGUUCGUCUGCACACCGUGGCGCUGUGCGUGUGUGCAUGUGUUGUCUACAUGUGUCGCUUCCACGGUUACCGCUCGUCUCCAGCAAGGAGGAUUCUGCACACCUGUCGUCACGCAACGAAGCGGAGACAGAUGUCAAAAUGAUGGAGUGUGGGCUAAAUUUCACAAAAAGGACAGAAAGGAGCUCUGCACCACAGCUACACACCCAGUUUUGGCUCCAUGGCAGCACCAAGCUUCACUGCCAAACACCACAGAGGUGCAGCUGAGGCAGAACGCUCCACCUUAAACUUGGACCACCACCUUGCUGCAACACCCCUCUGAGACCUCCUCUUGUUUAUUUCUUUCUCGCUCUUAUCUCUGCAUCUCAUUGCAUUUCUGCAGCCGCCAUGUUCGUUUUCCUCUGGACAGUUUUUAGGUCUGUUUACACUCGUCUCAUGCCAUCAGCUGAUGUAGAAGCAGCAUGCCCGUUUUUAACGUUUCCCCUUCCAGUUCUGUUGGGAUAUCUGGUCUUAACUAAACAUUUUAUUUUUAUUUUUUUAUUAUUAUUAAAGUGGACAUUCAUGUGUAUGCAUUUAUAUAUAUUUUUUUUCUUUUUGACAUAUGUUUUUGUACUCAUAAGUGGGGGAAGACCCGUUAAUACCCGACGGAAUAUUUUACUUGAACUACUACUAACAGGCGUCCAAAAAUGGCGAAGGGAUUGGAUUGAGGGUACUUGCAUGAAUCAUGUGUUUCUCUGCGCUGUCUGAAUGUCCAUUGUCUGUGUGCUCUGUGUUGAGGACACUGCUUUAGGAAUGCAAGAUUGAAGGGUUUGUAUGGAUGGGUUGUGAGGAGCGGGUGGGGGGAGGGGAAAUGUCCAUCCAAAGUCCUAAUCAUUAAAUCUAAUCAAUC
Messenger RNA from Gambusia affinis (western mosquitofish), 6448 nucleotides. RefSeq names its product ATPase phospholipid transporting 8A2 (gene atp8a2). The record is from RefSeq and is a predicted model, not a curated record. NCBI's taxonomy places the organism in Eukaryota, Metazoa, Chordata, Actinopteri, Cyprinodontiformes, Poeciliidae. Gene Ontology annotation, biological process: phospholipid translocation; neuron development. The coding region runs from base 1724 to 5170 and encodes 1148 amino acids. Gene Ontology annotation, molecular function: ATP hydrolysis activity; ATP binding; magnesium ion binding. Gene Ontology annotation, cellular component: plasma membrane. The transcript has 36 exons.